CGAACUUCUUCUCCUCCGUCCACCACCAUCGUUUCGUCUCCGUCUCUUCUCCUCUGGUAGCAACUUGCUUUGCGCCACCCAGGAUGGUGCUUUACGGGAAAUCGAUAUGGAUGAAAGUGUCUUCGGUAUUGAGUUCAAGUCACAUAUUACAAUUGACGACUUGCAAGAGAUUUUUGACCAGGAUCAACUAGGCGUCAGUAAUAUGCAAUCAUACAUCCGGUUGUUGUAUGACAGAGUGUUGCGCGGGACUGCAUUGUCUAACAGAUUCCGGUUCGUGUCUUCCGCCCAUUGCAGCGGAAUGGAAAUUGUUUCGGAUCCGGAAUCUGUUAGACAGCGCUUAGUCGAUAGAUUCAUGUCCACCGGCAAUACAGAAUGUCUGCAUCUUUGGGCGUAUAAUACCCGACCAGUAGGAGCACACUGGUUGCUGCUUGCUAUCAACCCGAUAAGGGAAGUCGUGUAUUAUCUGAAUUCGGUAAAGGGUGAAUGGACCAAUUAUCCGGCCAUGAAGGAAAUCGUUGAUUUAUCAAUACAAGUAUUCCGUAGUCAACGGGACGCACAGGUAUCCCGGACUAAAUCAAACAACAUCACCUGGAUCGAAGUGCAGUGUCCGAUACAGCGUAACAGUUCAGACUGCGGAUACUUUGUAUUGAGGUUUAUGAAAGAAAUCAUUCAGGCGAAUCAAUUAGAGAUUCCUCCCACGUACCUUGACGAAUUCCGUGCUGCUGGGUACUCGAAGCUAAAGUUAGAAGAAAUCAAAGAGGAAUUGUGUCAAUUUUAUAUUAAGCAAUUUUUCAUGCAGAUUUGAACUAUAAUAUUGUUGAUUUUGUAAUGAUGUAUAUAUAUAAUUUUGUAAUGAUGUAUAUAUAUAAUUUUGGAUAUU
Messenger RNA from Vicia villosa (hairy vetch), 880 nucleotides. RefSeq lists its product as uncharacterized. The coding region runs from base 107 to 805 and encodes 232 amino acids. Lineage: Eukaryota; Viridiplantae; Streptophyta; Magnoliopsida; Fabales; Fabaceae. Gene Ontology annotation, molecular function: cysteine-type peptidase activity. Gene Ontology annotation, biological process: proteolysis. The record is from RefSeq and is a predicted model, not a curated record. The transcript has 7 exons.